Molecule: messenger RNA, 1119 nt
Organism: Paramecium tetraurelia
Lineage: Eukaryota; Ciliophora; Oligohymenophorea; Peniculida; Parameciidae
Exons: 5
Source: RefSeq, a predicted model, not a curated record
AUGUUUAUAAAAAACUUCUUUAAAAAACAAUCAAGAUUCGAGAGGAAACUGUUUGAAUCCUCGAUAUUUGAUAAUCAAGAAACUGUUGAUUUGGAAGACGUAAAAUAAAUGCUACAAGGGUUUCCUUGUCUAUCUGAAAUUGACUAAUUAGUUUAAAGUAUGACCUUAGUUUAAGUGUGUCGUGAAUUUCUGAGGCUCAUCCCACAAACACUAGAUAACCAUAAAAAACUAAAAGUUCUCCUCACGAUGCACGUGUUAAUGGGCGACGUCAAACAUGGUAGAUUAUUUGUGUAGUAAUUGAAUUGUUUCAAUGGAUGGGCACCUGUUAAUAAGGAUGAAAUCUUAAACAAGUUCAUCGGAAUUCAAACUAUGAUAAUCCAUAAACUGGCUAGCAUAUAGGAUAUUUGCAAUAGGAGCAAAUUCAAAACCAAUAUUGAGAUUUUUUUCAAAGAUAUCGAUACCUCAGUCAUUCAAUUUUACAAAGCUAUUAAUUGUCUAAACUUCAUUCUAGCUUAAUAUGAUCUAUUCCUCAGUAUUUCUAAAUUGCACAACAGAACCGUAGUAAUGGAAAUUUACUUGCUCAUCUGGAACGAUCUAAUAGCCAUGUAUUUGAUGCUUGAAAGGUUCAUACGACAAUUUAUGGAGUGCUAUACUUAACUUGAUCAAAAAUAAGCACUGUAAGUCUAUGAACUGUUUAAUGAAUAUAACAAAUUAACAGCGUCUGUGAGAUAAUUCGGAUCCAUCAGCAACAAUUUUAAAAAUUGCAAUAUUUCCCAGCCAAAAUGGUACAUACCAACAAAAAGGGAGUAGGAUGAAUUACAGUUAUAUUUUUAGAAUGUUAAAAUAUAUCUAACAAGUAGAACAAAAAGAUAGAAAAUUGAAAAGUCUGCUUCUUAGGUCUUGAGGGUUUGUCAAAGCACAGAUAGGAACUAUAGAAAAUCAACUUCAUUUGUUGGGCAAAAAGGAGAUAAUUUUCUUUAAAAUACUACUUUAGGGUAUAUGAAGAAAAUAUCUACUGCCGUAAAUCCAAUUGCAUUCUAAUACACAUUUGAGAGUGAAUCAAAAACUGAAAUAUAAUAGAAAUGAUUUAUAUAUCAAAAUUUAUGAUAUUGAAACAUA